This is a messenger RNA of Drosophila santomea, 1756 nucleotides long. RefSeq names its product tetraspanin-33. The transcript has 2 exons. The record is from RefSeq and is a predicted model, not a curated record. Gene Ontology annotation, cellular component: membrane. NCBI's taxonomy places the organism in Eukaryota, Metazoa, Arthropoda, Insecta, Diptera, Drosophilidae. The coding region runs from base 307 to 1182 and encodes 291 amino acids. Gene Ontology annotation, biological process: protein localization to plasma membrane; protein maturation.
GCCGGGCACUUUGUUAUUUUUUGUGGCUCCAUAAAAUUUGCUUAUCAGCAAUAAAACUUAAGCAAGUGGGUUAGUUAAACAAACUUGCUUCGGGGAAGCACCAUAAUUGGACUGCCGACCACCGCCGGACUUCGGAAUACUGGAAAAAUAGCCGAGCAGGCCGCAGAAGAGACCACACGCAAAGAGGGCGUCAACAAAAAAUAAAAAGAAAAAACCGUGGGGGAGGAAACCUGGGGAAAAAGACCAAGAAAAGCAAUACUCAUCCAGAAACUCGACUGAAAACCCGACUGCCACACUCGCACGGCCAUGAGUAACCACAGAUACCAUCAGGGGGGCAACUACAUGCACCCCCGGAUCUCCUCCUAUCCGCACCACUUCAGCUACGUCUCCUCGUGCGUCAAGUACAUGAUCUUCCUGCUGAACUUCCUCUUCUGGCUCUUCGGCGGCCUGCUGCUGGCCAUCGGCGUGUACGCCUUCAUGGACAAGCUGAAGGACGGCAAUGGCUGGCUGCGCUUGGACACCGUCUACGAUGUGAUCUUCAACAUCUCCCUGGUGAUGAUCAUCGCCGGAGUCAUCGUCUUCACGGUCAGCUUCGCCGGCUGCUUGGGGGCGCUGCGGGAGAACACCUGGCUACUGAAGCUGUACUCCAUGUGCCUGCUUCUAUUCUUCAUACUCGAGAUGUCGCUGGCCAUCAUCUGCUUCGUUUUUCCGCAGUACAUGAACUCGUUCCUCGAGUACCAGUUCACGGACAAAAUCAUCCACUCAUAUCGCGAAGACUCCGACCUGCAGAACUUCAUCGACUUUGCCCAGCAGGAGUUUAAGUGCUGCGGCCUGAGCAACGCUGGCUACCAGGAUUGGAGCAAGAACGAGUACUUCAACUGCUCAUCGCCGUCGGUGGAGAAGUGUGGAGUGCCCUACAGCUGCUGCAUCAAUGCCACCGAUAUCAGCUCCGGCCUGGUGAACAUCAUGUGUGGAUAUGGCGUGCAGGAGCACUCAGUGGCCGCCGCCAGCAAGCGCAUCUGGACCAGCGGCUGCAUUGAGAUCGUGCGCGUGUGGGUCGAGAGGAAUUUGUAUGUGAUUGCCGGCGUUGCCCUGGGCAUAGCCCUGUUGCAGUUGUUCGUCAUCUAUUUGGCCAAGACCCUGGAGGGACAGAUCGACCUGCAGAAGUCGCGCUGGUCGUGAGUGCAAUGCCACCAUCCGUACCUUUACGGAUAUCCGCCCUGCGAAGAUGACCCGUAUUACAAUUCGCGGAUGUGAGGCGGACUUUUUUGGUCCUGCCCGUGCUCAAACCGUUUCAAACCGAAUCCCACUCCUAGAAUAAUCCAUAGCUCCCUAUAUACCAUCUCUUGUGUUUUCGAUAGAUUUAAGUUCUAGUGUCCCAACAUAAUAGUAUUUCAAUAGUAUCCGACUCUCCUAGGCUUAGGAAAAAGUAUUUAUACUCCUUUGUGUUCGUAAAAUGCGCUCCGUAUUCUUAGUCACAAGCAAAGUCGAACAAAUCUAAAGUUUUACUCAUAUACGUAUGCAAUAUCAGACUAUUUAAAGACUAUUAAAGACACUUGUAUAUAAGCUAGCGAGUUCCAUAAGAAAUAUGCAUUUAAAAUGAGAUUUAUGUGUAACGACGAAACCAAAACUGCAUGCAUGUUUGUUAAAUUCAGCAACAUACUAGACUUAUUAUCAUUUUUAAGUAUCUGUGCGCGUGUUUGUCCGCAAAACUUGUUGUAGUGCGUAUUUAAAUACAGGCAUUCUAUACGUGUAA